Molecule: messenger RNA, 1738 nt
Organism: Bactrocera tryoni
Lineage: Eukaryota; Metazoa; Arthropoda; Insecta; Diptera; Tephritidae
Product: DENN domain-containing protein 1A-like
Exons: 7
Coding region: 41-1636 (531 amino acids)
Biological process (GO): endocytic recycling; endocytosis
Cellular component (GO): intracellular membrane-bounded organelle; cytosol
Molecular function (GO): phosphatidylinositol phosphate binding; guanyl-nucleotide exchange factor activity
Source: RefSeq, a predicted model, not a curated record
GAAGUUAAAUUUUGUAGCUAUAGCCUCGGACAAUUGUGUUAUGAGCAAUAAUUUAGCAGGCAUUCCCGGCACGCGAGUUCACGUGGACGUAACCAGUGUUUUCGAUGUCUAUUGUGAGUUGAUUUGUCCAGUGAAUCACACCGAAAAUUAUACAAAGAAAAAUAAUCCAAAUGUAAUAUCGAUCAAGGAAAAAUUUCCCACAAAUUUUCGUGAUGACAAAAUAUUGAAGAUGCUGCAGUUGUUUGCGAGUACGCCGUGCGAAAACGAAGACGUUCCAGUGGUGAUGUAUUCGUUUGUGUUGACGGCGGAAGAUACUCAUUGGCGGUUUUGCUUCUGUCGUUAUGACUUCGAUUCCAAUUCGAUUAUGCUUAUACUUACGCGCCUGCCAUGGCAUGAGACCUUCUUCAACAUGCUGACAACGCUUUUCGAACUCAAGCAACGACAAUCAAAUGAUUUUCAUACAUUUCUCACGAAUUGUUACAAAGCUGCAAUGCCGCCACGUGGAGGUAUAACGCUUGUGCCGGUGGGCGGGAGUCGUAAGAUGUUUUCCAUCGAGCAACCAUCCUUUUAUAAAUUACCUUGUAUUCCAGACAAUCACAAUUUGACUGUGUUUUAUAAUUUGGCCACGCCUAAAAUCAUGCUAUCCAUAAUUGCUUCGCUUUUGCAAGAGCGUCGCAUUAUUAUCACAUCCCAUCAGCCGGAUCGACAUUCCGCCUGCGUGCAAGCCGCCAAUGCACUACUCUAUCCAAUGGAAUGGCAACACACCUAUAUACCCAUAUUGCCUUUGCAACUGCGCGACUAUCUAAUGGGACCUAUGCCAUAUCUAAUUGGCGUGCCGAUUUCGGUUCUAGAAACGAUUUGUAGAGGUGAACUUGGUGACGCGAUCAUAUUCAAUUGUGAUGUUGGUACAUAUGAAAGUUGUUAUGAUGAUGUGCAGCUUUUACCGCACACUAUUGUCAAAGAUAUGCAAGAUCAAUUUAGAAACUCUAAGCAGCGCAAUGAUGAAUUCAUCUCAUAUGAAUUCCUAUUGAUGAUGGUGCGUUUGGUUGGUAAUUACCGAGAUGGUAUUAAAUUUGAAUCUGAUCCGUUUUUUUGUGACAACGCAUUUUUGUCCAAGUCUUCACAUUCAAAGCACAAAUUUUUGCGUAAACUUUUAUCCACCUCAAUGUGUGUUCACUUCUUACGCACACGUUUAAGUAUGAUAAAGCAUGGGCCGAUGAUAUGGGAUCGUUUUGAAAUGGAAAGUGCCUUGCAUACCCAACGGAAAAAGAGCCAUUGCUGUGGUGGUGUCAAGAAGAAGAAAUUCAAAGAAACAAAUGAGAUAUAUGAACCGCUCAAUAGUUUUCAAAAUCAAUUAUUUAAAUCUUUGGAAAUAACCGAGACCAUUAAAUUGCAAAUGGAGCAGUUGCGCAAAUGUCAGCAGUAUAAAGAUGCAAAAACACACACAGAUAUGAAAGAACUGUUCGGCAGUCUUCGUUAUACGUUGGCGUAUGCUACUUCAGCAUACAAUAGUCUAGAAGCACAAAAUAUUGAAGAGAUGAAAAAUCUUGGAUAUACUGAAAUAAACACAAGUGCGUUGAACAGUGAACCAAUACAGGAAAAAAGAGCAAGUUCUAGAACACGUUUUAAUGGUUGAUUACUUCGCCAUUUAUUGUAUAAGUGUAUAUAUGUAUGUGUGUAUACUAUGUAACUGUAAUUCGUGUAUGGAAUGUGAAAAUAUAGUGAAAUUGUAUUAUAA